AUGUCUUCCGACUCGCCAAGGUUCAAGCACUACAUAUUGACCCCGUUGGAACAAUACAAUCGUAGGUUAUGCAUGUCCCUCCCCAAACGGCGGUCCGGCCAAACCGAGGCACCUGCUACAUCACACCCGUUAGCACCGUUUAUGAUCGACUUCAACCCUGAUCGCGGCUCUAUGUCCACACAUCCCGCUCAGGGUUGCAACACACAAUCCUUUCCAGCCCUGUUGGCCAUCUCUGCGCUCCCCGAAAACUCCAUUUCCGUAAAUCACAGUUACCGUGAAGCUAUCCGACUGAUGAGGGCCAGCAACACCGCUGGCACUCACGGUCAUUUUGGGCUACUGGCCUACCCCCUGCAGCGCCAACCUCUCGUUCUAAUCCCGUGUAGUACACUCAACAUUCCUACACCCCCCCCCAAUCAGCUCUUCUACCCAAACGGUGUAUUACAUCACGCGCGGAUACCCAAACCCCUAGUACAGCGUUACUCGUGCAUGGGCCUGGCUGCUGCUGAACGUGAACGAGAGGAGGCUGAGGAGGCCAAAAGGGCCACCGAAGUGUUGAAAAGGAGGAAGAAGGAAGAGGCAGCGGUGAGGAAGGUCGCAUUGACCUAUCGUCCCGAGAAGCGUGUGAGGGUGGAGGAAGAGGUGGAGGAGGAUACGCUGCAGAAGGAGGAGAUAAGCAAACAGGAGGCAAUGGGCCAGGUGGAGGGUAACGAUGAAGACGAGUGA
Cantharellus anzutake is the source of this 723-nucleotide messenger RNA. RefSeq lists its product as uncharacterized. The coding region runs from base 1 to 723 and encodes 240 amino acids. The record is from RefSeq and is a predicted model, not a curated record. NCBI's taxonomy places the organism in Eukaryota, Fungi, Basidiomycota, Agaricomycetes, Cantharellales, Hydnaceae. The transcript is spliced from 7 exons.